ACCGCGCGACCCGUGACACUCCGUGGACUGAGAACACGGAGCGGGGUUUCAACAGCUGCGCCUCACUUUCUCGGACCCGGCCCCCGACUCCAACACGACUCCACCAUGGAGGAAGCGGACCGAAUCCUCAUCCAUUCUCUGCGCCAGGCCGGCACGGCAGUUCCUCCAGAUGUGCAGAGCCUGCGAGCCUUCACCACAGAGCUGGUUGUAGAGGCUGUGGUCCGCUGCCUGCGGGUGAUCAACCCUGCGGUGGGCUCUGGCCUCAGUCCCCUGCUGCCUGUCGCCAUGUCUGCCCGGUUCCGUCUGGCCAUGAGCCUGGCUCAGGCCUGCAUGGACCUAGGCUAUCCCUUGGAGCUUGGCUAUCAGAACUUCCUCUACCCCAGUGAGCCUGACCUCCGGGACCUGCUUCUCUUCUUGGCUGAGCGUCUGCCCCCUGAUGCCUCUGAGGAUGCAGACCAGCCUGCAGGUGACUCAGCCAUUCUCCUCCGGGCCAUUGGGAGCCAAAUAAGGGACCAGCUGGCCCUGCCCUGGGUUCCGCCCCUCCUUCGCACUCCCAAGGUGCAGCACCUCCAGGGCUCAGCCUUCCAGAAGCCUUUCCAUGCCAGCAGGCUGGUCGUGCCUGAGUUGAGUUCCAGAGGAGAGGCACGGGCGUUCCAGGUGAGUCCCCUGCUGCUACCAGCCCCCUCCCAGGUGCCCCAGCCUGCUGGAAGGGCGGCCUCGCUCCUCGAACACCAUGCCAUCCAGCUGUGCCAACAUACGGGCCUGGAGCACCCAGGGGAUGAGGACUGGUUGCGCCGGACAUCCCGCCUCCCACCCCAGGAGGAGACUCAGGCUCAGCGGCAGCGACUACAGAAGCACCUGGCUGAGCAUCUUCGCCAAAGCUGGGGCCUGCUUGGAGCCCCCACACAAGCCCGAGACCUGGGAGAGAUGCUACAGGCCUGGGGUUCCGGGGCCAGGACUGGUGCUUCUAAGGGCUCCCGCUUCACGCAUUCAAAGAAGUUCACCUUCCACGUGGAGCCCCAGGCCCCGGUAGCCCAGGUGUCAGAUGUGCUGGCCACCUCCCGGCAGCUUGAACAGGACACAUGGGCAGCUCAAGAACAGGAGCUAGAGUCCCUUCAGGAGCAGCUGGAGGGAGUGAACUGCAGCAUUGAAGAGGUUGAGGCUGACAUGAAGACGCUGGGAAUGAGCCUUGUGCAGGUGGAGACUGAAUGUCGGCAGUGUGAGCUCAGCACCGUGGAGCGCGAGCAGGCCCUGCGCCUGAAGAGCAGGGCGGUGGAGCUGCUGCCUGAUGGGGCCACCAACCUCGCCAAGCUGCAGCUCGUGGUGGAGAGUAGUGCCCAGCGGCUUAUCCACUUGGCAGGUCAGUGGGAGAAGCACCGGGUCCCGCUCCUUGCUGAGUACCGCCACCUCCGGAAGCUCCAGGAUUGCAGAGAGCUGGAAUCUUCUCGACGGCUGGCAGAGAUCCAGGAGCUGCACCAGAGUGUUUGGGCAGCUGCUGAAGAGGCCCGCAGGAAGGAGGAGGUCUAUAAGAAGCUGGUGUCAGAGCUGGAGACUCUGCCCAGAGAUGUAUCCCGGCUGGCCUAUACCCAGCGCAUCCUGGAAAUUGUGGGCAACAUCCGGAAGCAGAAGGAAGAGAUCACUAAAAUCUUGUCUGACACGAAGGAACUUCAGAAGGAAAUCAACUCCCUGUCUGGGAAGCUGGACCGGACGUUUGCGGUGACGGAUGAGCUCGUGUUCAAGGAUGCCAAGAAGGAUGAUGCUGUUCGGAAAGCCUACAAGUACUUAGCUGCCCUGCAUGAGAACUGCAGCCAGCUCAUCCAGACGAUCGAGGACACAGGCACUAUCAUGCGGGAGGUUCGAGACCUGGAGGAGCAGAUCGAGAUGGAGAUGGGCAAGAAGACACUCAGCAACUUGGAGAAGAUCCGUGAGGACUACCGAGCCCUCCGCCAGGAGAACACUGGCCUCCUGGGCCGGGUCCGGGAGGCCUGAGAAGCACUCAGCAGAGGGCUCUCCUCAGCCUUAGGCAGAGGUUUGGGGUGCUGGAGGUGGUGGCCAGCCACUCACCCUAGCUAUUCCCUCGGCUGUCCAGUUCCUCCUGCUGCAGCCUUCGACCCAGACUCCCACCCACCAGACCCGAACCCUUAUCUGGGGCGAUCGUCCAGCAUGUGGGAGCUUGGCUGCAGUUUAUUGGGGAGGGUACUAGGGGUUGGGGGCCUUGGAUCCCAAAUAAAUGAGGGGCUCUUCUGCA
This is a messenger RNA of Cynocephalus volans (Philippine flying lemur), 2248 nucleotides long. RefSeq names its product coiled-coil domain containing 22 (gene CCDC22). Gene Ontology annotation, biological process: positive regulation of ubiquitin-dependent protein catabolic process. The record is from RefSeq and is a predicted model, not a curated record. Lineage: Eukaryota; Metazoa; Chordata; Mammalia; Dermoptera; Cynocephalidae. Gene Ontology annotation, molecular function: cullin family protein binding. The transcript has 17 exons. The coding region runs from base 106 to 1989 and encodes 627 amino acids.